Messenger RNA from Cynoglossus semilaevis (tongue sole), 3608 nucleotides. RefSeq names its product kinesin-associated protein 3a (gene kifap3a). The transcript is spliced from 20 exons. Gene Ontology annotation, biological process: microtubule-based movement; cilium organization. Gene Ontology annotation, molecular function: kinesin binding. The record is from RefSeq and is a predicted model, not a curated record. Gene Ontology annotation, cellular component: kinesin II complex; ciliary transition zone; axoneme. Lineage: Eukaryota; Metazoa; Chordata; Actinopteri; Pleuronectiformes; Cynoglossidae. Bases 331 to 2688 code for a protein of 785 amino acids.
UGUUGCAUUUAUGUCGUGGUUAUUUUAGUCUUUUUGUCUUGGACUCUUCCCCAGUCAAAAUCGAGAAUUAUGUUGCUGCUCUUAAAACAGGCACUCAUCCCACCGACCCUGUAGGUGGCAGCAUUCUCUCCUAGGUCUGGUUCACUGGAUGCUCUCUGUCUGAUGCCUUGGCAACAAGAAAGCGCAGCACAAAAUCAACAUCCGCUCCCUGAGUGUGUGUUUGUGUGUGUGUGAGAGAGAGUGUGUGUGUUUCGCCUCCUCUGCUCUUCUUUUCUCCAGCUGCAUCGGAGUCUUAAUCAAACUUCAUGUUGUUAUCGUUUUCCCUCUAAAAUGGACAGUCCACAUGCGGCAGACGUCAGAUAUUUGAAAAGGAAGGUGAAGGGCUGCACUCUGGACGUUCACCCCACUGAAACGGCCCUGGUGGUUCAUUAUGAGGUGGAGGCCAUGAUCCUGGGAGAACUGGGAGAGCCUAUGGUUGGAGAACGCAAGGAGUGUCAGAAAAUCAUUCGUCUGAAAAGCCUGACCUCCAGCACAGACACCUUCUCUUUGGCUCAGAAGGUGGUGGAGGAGUGUCGACUCAUUCACCCGUCCAAACUGGGCGAGGUGGAGCAGCUGAUCUUCUAUUUACAAAACCGCAAACAGACAAAUGAUUUAGAUGAACAGGAGAACAAGCUUUCAUCACCUGGAAGCCUGACAGCGUACACAGGACUGCAGCUGGAUGAGGAGGCGAACAUCAACAGUGUGGACGAGUACGUGGAGCGACUGUAUGAGGACGUGCCUGAGAAGAUCAGAGGAGCCACGCUGCUCCUCCAGCUGGCCCGUAAUCCAGACAAUCUGGAGGAGAUCAUCCUGAACGAGACGGUGCUCGGGGCCUUGGCCCGGGUCCUGAGGGAGGACUGGAAGCAGAGCGUGGACCUGGCCACGACCAUCAUCCAUGUCUUCUUCUGCCUCUCCAGUUUCUCCCAGUUCCAUGGGCUGGUCACCCACUUCAAGAUCGGAGCUUUGUGUAUGAACAUCGUUGAGUUUGAACUGAAGAAGUAUGACCUGUGGAGGGAGGAGCUGCAGAAGAAGAAGAAGGCUCAUGAAGAAUUUCCUGACAACCAGAACCUGAAGAAGGAGCAGCAAAAGUGCGUCAGAAAGUACCAGUGCCUGGUCACCAAGCAGGAGCAGCUUCUCCGAGUGGCUCUGUGUCUGCUGCUGAAACUGGCUGAAGACACGCGCACCGAGCUGAAGAUGAGGAACAAAAACAUCGUCCACACGCUGGUGAAGGUCCUGGAGCGGGACGACCAGGAGCUGCUGCUGGUGGCCGUCUCCUUCCUCAAGAAGCUCUCCAUCUUCCUGGAGAACAAGAACGACAUGGCUGAGACGUCGGCCGUGGAGAAGUUGUCUCUCCUGGUUCCCUGCGAGCACACGGAGCUGCUGAGCACCACCCUUCGCCUCCUGCUCAACCUCUCCUUCGACACCACGCUGCGGAGCCACAUGGUCCAGGCCGGACUCAUUCCAAAACUCUCGGCACUACUCGCUGACGAGGCCCAGAGACAGAUCAGCAUGUGCCUCCUGUACCACGUCAGCAUUGACCACAGAUUCAAGUCCAUGUUUGCAGACACAGACUGCAUACCGCAGCUCAUGAAGAUGGUGUACGAGUGUGGGAAGGAGAAAAUGGACAUGGAGCUGGUCUCACUCUGCAUCAACCUGGCCGCCAACAAAACAAACGCUCAGCUGAUGUGUGAAGGCAACGGUUUGAAGGUUCUGAUGAAGCGUGCGGUGAAGCUGGAGGACGUUCUGGUGAUGAAGACGAUCAGGAACAUUUCCCAACACAGUGGACCCACAAAGACUCUCUUUCUGGAUCACGUUGGGGACCUAGCAGCUCAGAUUAGCGAGGACAAGCCUGAGGAGUUUGUGAUCGAGUGUCUGGGCACGUUGGCCAAUCUGACCAUCCCAGACCUGGACUGGGCUCUGGUCAUGGAGGAGUACAACCUGAUGCCCUUUUUGAAAAACAGACUCAAACCAGGUUCUGCCGAGGACGACCUGAUGCUGGAGGUGGUGAUCAUGAUCGGAACGGUUUCCACAGACGAUUCCUGCGCUGCCAUGUUGGCCCGCUCUGGAGUCAUUACUGCUCUCAUCGAGCUGCUCAACGCCCAGCAGGAGGACGAUGAGUUUGUCUGUCAGAUUGUCUUUGUCUUCUACCAGAUGGUCUUCCACAAAGCUACAAGAGACGUCCUCAUCAAGGAGACACAGGCCCCUGCCUAUCUCAUUGACCUGAUGCACGAUAACAACCCAGAGAUCUGCAGAGUGGUUGUCAACACACUGGACAUCAUCGCAGAGCACGAUGAAGAGUGGGGCAAAAAGAUCCAGACGGAGAAGUUCCGCUGGUACAACAGUCAGUGGCUGGAGAUGGUGAACGGUCAGAUGGACAUGGCUGAAGACACCUUCCUGUACGGAGAGGAUGGAGAACCCAUGGUUGGAGAUGGGUCUGGUCUACAGUAUGGAAUCAUGGAGGCAGAUGGAAGCGUCACUCCUGACUUUUACCUGGACUUCCAGCAUGGAGACCUGCUGCAGACAGGAUACCUCAGCAGUCUGGCAGACCAGUUUGUCUCUCCAGCUCAGUUCCCAGUGGAUCGGCCCGUCAGUGCCUACGGUUUCCAUCCGGAGGAGUUUUUCAGUUCCUACGCCACGGCCUCUCGGUAAAACUGUUUACACGUCCACAAACAAACAAACAGUUUCUGUCUUUAGAACAAACUUUUACAACACUGUGAAAGUGACAUUUUGAGUUUAGGUGGAGAGGUGGAGCCGAGCUCUCCGCCCACACAUGUAGACUGUGGUGUUUUGUAUUAGGUUUGAACCCGUCUGUGUUGUUUUACAUCAGUACGAAGCCGUUCAAAAUUACACACGACAUUAGUUAAUUUUUUCUGACUUUGUUGGAGCGUGUUCUGCAGGAACGUCUCUGUUUAAGGACUAGAAUUGAGACGUCAUCAUGACGUUCACACCUACAGUGAGCUGCAACACACGGGAUAGUCAUGACAACAGAGGGCGCUGUGUUUACUACAACUACAUUUCGUGUUCACGUUGCUGUUAAACUGUGAACUGUUUAAUGAGGAACUUUAUGUAGACGAGGCUGGAGGACGUUUUUAUUAGAGAAUAGACUGAUCUGAAGUCAGUCUUGUCCUCCAGGGACAGACGUUUCCCAGCCUGGACACAGACUGGGACACAGACUGGGACACAGUCUGUCCAGGUGUUGUCCUGCGUAUUGACAACACCGUCUCUGUUCACCAGCCUCUGCACUGGGAAGUUAUUCAUCUUUAUUUAUGUCAGUGUAAUUGAAGACGAAAUACAGCCUUUAUUGAGUUAGGAUGAAAAAUGUCCUCUUCUUUUUAACCACCAACAAAUGUGGAAGUAUCCCCUACUGUUAUUAUUUCUGCUCUUUAUCUUGUCCUCUGUGGCCGGAGCAUGGUCGUCCUGCUGGAUUCAAACCUCUUCUCUGUGUUGUGUUUGAGUCUGUGAUGUGUCACAGAUGGCGCUCUUCUGACAGGCUUUUUUAUUUUCUCCUGUGUCAGUGCGACUGUGUCUGAUUAAAACAUGUCGUGGACCAUGAAUAAAUAAUCAAACCA